CUACAGCCGAAGCAGCAGGCUCUGUUUCAGACGGCCACACACACACGGCAGAAGCUUUACCUCCCGGCUUCUCGGUGCUCUGCAGCGGCGAGCAGGCUGCAGAGUGUGUUUCACCCAAAUCAGCAGCGUAUAUUAUUAGCCGAAUGCAAUAUCAAGCACUUUUGCAUAGGCCUACACUUGGCCUACCAUUUAAGCAUCUUCAUUUAUGUACAUAUAAAUAGAACAGCUCUGUCCACUGGACACAUUUUUUUGCCUGACUGCUUUGACUGCUCUGCACACAGUGUCUAUUACAUAGCCUAUGCAUCAUAUUUCGGGCUGGUGAAGGUAUAUAAGCCGGAGAGCGUCGCCCGGAGCGCCACUGCAGUCAGCAGAUUCAUCUGAGCGAAUCCUCUCUAGUCUUUAGAGAAAACCCCAAGGUGAAAAAAUGGCAUUCGCCGGAAUCUUGAACGACGCUGAUAUCACUGCAGCCCUCGCGGCCUACCAAGCUGCCGACUCCUUCAACCACAAGGACUUCUUCGUGAAGGUCGGCCUGACUGGCAAGUCCGCUGAUGACGUCAAGAAAGCCUUCGCAGUCAUUGAUCAGGACAAGAGUGGCUUCAUUGAGGAGGAUGAGCUGAAGCUGUUCCUGCAGAACUUCUCCGCCGGCGCCAGAGCUCUGACCGACGCUGAGACCAAGGCUUUCCUCAAGGCCGGUGACUCUGACGGUGACGGCAAGAUCGGAGUUGAUGAGUUCGCUGCCCUGGUCAAGGGUUAAAUGGAUACGCUGACCAACAACUGACUUCAUUACUCCAAAGGAACAACUUGAGCCAAGUCACACUCCUCCUCCUCCUCCUCCUCCUCUCUGCUUCUCCUCUUCCCUCUCACUCUUUCCUCCUUCAGCUCUCCACCUCACUUUUAUACACUGGACUUCCCCACCCCGACUAUGGACAGAACCCCUCUCUCUCGCUCUCUCUCUCUCUCUCUCUCUGACUCUGCUCACCCCAAAGCUGCCCACCAUGAAUGUACCUGACUAAAUGUAUGGCGCGGUUGACUUGUGUCUUUCUCUCUCUCUCUCUCUCUCACUUCUGUCGUCGUUUUACUAUGUGAGUUUUGCUUACGAUGAGAUCAGUAACGAUGCAUUUUUCUGGGAAACGGACGGACGAUGAGAAAAAAAUAAAAGGUUCU
Molecule: messenger RNA, 1164 nt
Organism: Salarias fasciatus (jewelled blenny)
Lineage: Eukaryota; Metazoa; Chordata; Actinopteri; Blenniiformes; Blenniidae
Gene: pvalb3
Product: parvalbumin 3
Exons: 5
Coding region: 425-754 (109 amino acids)
Cellular component (GO): cytoplasm
Molecular function (GO): calcium ion binding
Source: RefSeq, a predicted model, not a curated record